Molecule: messenger RNA, 599 nt
Organism: Doryrhamphus excisus (bluestripe pipefish)
Lineage: Eukaryota; Metazoa; Chordata; Actinopteri; Syngnathiformes; Syngnathidae
Product: apolipoprotein D-like
Biological process (GO): response to reactive oxygen species; brain development; lipid transport
Cellular component (GO): cytoplasm
Molecular function (GO): lipid binding
Source: RefSeq, a predicted model, not a curated record
UCUACUGUACGGGUUGGGGAGAAAAGAUGGCCGCCAUGCAGGUUAUCGCUUUGACUUUGCUGUCUAUCCUGUCAGCUAACGCUCAAGUCACCAUGCCAGGAAGAUGUCCCAGACCCGCUGUCCAGGACGACUUCGACAUCACCAGGUAUCUGGGAAGGUGGUACGGGAUCCAGAGGCUACCUCACUCCUUCCAAAGCAGCCAGUGCAGCACUGCCACCUACACCUUGAGGAGCCCCGGAGUUGUUGGUGUUCUCAACAGGGGGCUGCUUGCUGAUGGGACCAUCACCUCAAUAACCGGGUCUGCUACGGCCAAAGACCCCUCUGAGCCCGCCAAGCUGCAGGUGUCCUUUUAUGAGGACACCCCCCCUGCGCCUUACUGGGUCUUGGCGUCAGACUACGACAACUACGCUCUGGUCUACAGCUGCAAAGAACUGGACCUGGUCCACAAGGACUCUGUUUGGAUUAUGAGCAGGAGGCCUACUCUGGCUGGGGAGACCUUGGAGCAGUUGCACAGCACUUUGACCUCCAUCGGUGUCAGAGUGGAUAAGCUGCUGAGCACCAAUCAGGAUGCGACUUACUGCAAAGCCAUGAACCAAUGA